CUUUCCACAACGCUUGUGGGAAGAAGCGUGAGAUAUCAUUCUGAAGUUACGUGCUGUGAGCAUCGGAAGGAUACCAUACUUCUGCUAACUUUAAACAAGUAGUUUCUAUUAGGAAUGUAGGUCGUUUACCUACUGCCUUGUGAUACUUUAAAAUGUCCGACAUUGGAACGUUACCACCGGGGACCUUUAUGGACUUUAGUCCAAUACGGAAAUGCGGCGCCGAGAAGGAAAAUGAGUUCCCUGUUUUGAGUCUGGUGCUGUUUUCUAAGGCUCCAUUUGUAUCGUUCGGGACAGUGAAGGUCGGUACCUCGAAGUCUGCUGUUCUCCACAUUGAGAAUCCGGCAGAAGACGCCGAAGCUGAGGUCACCGUUGACAAGAUCCCGUCCAGCAAAGGCUUCUCCGUCAAUCAAACCGCGUUCACAAUCCAGCCCCAGGGUGUGUUUAGCCUGACAAUAACCUGGACUCCAACGGAAGAGGGCGGAAUCAGAGAACUUAUCAUCUUCAUUGGCAAUAGAGUCCUCAAGCACCAGGCAGUCCUGCUUGGGAGAGCCGAAGCAUCAAAAAAGAAAAAGAAGAGCUUAUGGGAUGCAAUCAAAAACAAAAGGGGAGCUGAAAAAGGAUCUCCUUACAAGGGGAAAAGGACUGAACCACCGACAAAGAUGGCUGCCAAUAAAACUGUCCAAGUGUCCCGAAAACCACAGCAUAAACGGGAUAAACUCCGCAGUCCACUUUCUUCACUUAAUGAGGGAAAACCUGUCAGAGAGAAGUUAUUCCACAAGCACAGUCACCCUGAUGAUAACCCUCAAGAGUCAGAGCAAAAAAAGGCUUUAAAUCCCAUUUAUAAGCCAUGGUCUCUGGCAGACCAGGAGAACGUACGCCAUGUUCAAAAACACUCUUCUCCUGUGUUAGCCACACAGGUGACAGGUUCUUUGGUGGAAAAGCUGGAAAGCAAAGUGCUUGCCAAAAUGCUUAAUACAACUCUGUCCCCUAUUGGGACACCAGAGAGGUUCAAAGAGAUCAUGCCUCGCAUUAAAUCAGUUGAAAGUCAUGUUAUCGGAGGCCCAGCACUCUCUUUGACUGAUGCACUGGCCCUCAUUGACUCUGAUCUCAGUCCUGUCAGCAGCAGUCCCCGAGACACCAGUUCCAAUUGUGUAUUUUCCGACUCCCUUGAAUCAAAAAGCGACAAUCAUGAAUGUGGAAUGAACGAGAACGUCUUCAACGCUCAGGUUGGCAGCCCAGAAAUGUCCCAGUCCACAAAGCACGGACUUACCUUUAGCAAGAAGGCUGUUAUGCCCGAGGCCGUGGAAAUACCUACAAAGUUGGCUUUUAAUUGUGAAACGGUGAUUAAAAAGAAGGCACCGGUGAGUGAAAGGAAAAUAAAGAAGUCAAAGCGUCGCCUAAUGGAGAAAACUCUUGAGUUGACUGAAAGCUGCAGCCACUCUGAGUCUGGACCAGGUACCCCGUCUCUACCUGUAAUAGAACCAGACUGGACGCAGAGAUCAGCGGAAGUUGGUUUCUCAUGUGUCAACACAAGAGCAGUCCAAGAAUUAGAUACUUCCAGCACAACUCAAAAAGCUGAUGCCUCACCAUCACCUAUAGCUUUACUUGCCGGCACGCAGAAACCCACAAUUCAUUUGGACUUCACCACCAAUUCCCCACCCCUCAAUGCUCCCCUCAUGACAUUCACUGUCACCUCUCCAUCAUCGUUGAGCGAGUCUUCCUUUCGCCACUGCAGCAACAAACCCAACAAUCGCCUUCCCGAAUCGUCUCCAACAGAUAUCGCCUCAGCCGAUCCGUCCGCUCGGUUGGACUCAUUUCCAAUUCAUACGGCAAGGAAGAGCAGAAAGAGGAAGAGUGAAGAGUAUUUGAAAAGUGCGUUGAAGAUCGACGCUGGUGGGAAAACUGAGCCAGUCAAAAGGACCAGAACGGUGGUUUGGAAAAAUGAGCCCACCAAAUCGACACACGAGAGGACGUGGUUACAGAAGCAGCAGGCCAAAUCAACAGGUUCUGUGCACUCCAUGACGACGUCUCUAAAGACCGCAAAAUCAUCAGUGCCUGCUCAGACAAAGACACAAAGCACCAAACUUGCCUCGCAAGGCGCUGGCUUUCUGAGGUCUUCCCGAGAAUCGAGGGUCAAGGGUGUGAAGCCUGCAAGAGUUGCUGCUUUAGCACAGUCAAAGCUGACCUUCAUCAAACCAGCUCAGACAGUCAUACCAAGGCAUCCACUUCCUUUUGCUGCCAAGAACAUGUUCUACGACGAGAGAUGGAUUGAGAAGCAAGAGAGGGGAUUUACAUGGUGGCUCAACUACGUCCUGACCCCAGAUGAUUUUAAAGUCAACACUGAAAUGACCAAAGUGAGUGCUGCUUCCCUUGCCAUGGGCUGCAGUGAUGAGUUCCACGUUGCCAAAGCGCCCACCAAAGAGGAGAUGUCUUUCAGCACUUACACUGCCCGUCGAAAGUUAAACCGACUCCGCCGAUCUGCCUGCCAGCUCUUCACCUCCGAGACUUUGGUCAAGGCCAUCAAGAAGUUGGAGAUUGAGGUGGAAGCAAAGAGGCUACUUAUCCGCAAAGACCGCCAUCUUUGGAAGGAUAUAGGUGAACGACAAAAAGUCCUCAAUUGGCUUCUUUCCUACAAUCCAUUAUGGUUACGGAUUGGUCUUGAGACAAUCUUUGGGGAGCUCAUCUCUCUGGAGAACAACAGCGAUGCGAUGGGUCUAGCUAUGUUUAUACUCCAGCGACUUCUAUGGAACCCAGACAUCGCGGCUGAGUUUAGGCACCCCAAAGUUCCUCAUCUAUACAAAGAUGGCCACGAGGAGGCGCUGUCUUGCUUCACUCUGAAGAAGCUGCUCUUACUGGUGUGUUUCUUGGACAAGGCCAAAGAGUCUCGCCUGAUGGAACAUGACCCAUGUCUGUUCUGCAUGGAUGCAGAGUUCAAGAAAAGUAAAGACCUGCUGCUGGCUUUCUCGAGAGACUUUCUAAGCGGAGAGGGGAUCCUGCCCCGCCAUCUUGGCUACCUGGGACUACCCGUCUCCCAUGUUCAAACUCCCCUUGACGAGUUCAACUUUGCUGUGGGGAAUUUGGCAGUUGACUUAAAAUGCGGAAUUCGACUUGUGAGAGUCAUGGAGCUGCUCAUAAAGCAGUGGGGCUUGUCAGCAAAGCUUCGACUGCCAGCCAUCAGCCGCCUGCAAAAAGUCCAUAACGUAGAUAUCACUUUCCAAGUCCUCAAAAGCAGAGGGGUGGACCUCAAGGAUGAACUUGGCCAGAUCAUAGAUUCCAGAGACAUUGUGGAUGGACACAGAGAGAAGACAUUGAGCCUACUGUGGAAAAUAAUUUUUUCGUUUCAGGUGGAAGUGAUUUUGGAUGACGAUCUGAUGAGGGAGGAGAUUGGCUUCCUGAGGAGAACGCUAUGGACAAAACAGAGAUUGGCUUCUUUGAAGGCUGAUCGAGGCCCAGACUCUAGCGCGCCAAAGACCCAGGUGCCCUAUGAACACAGCAGCACUAAGGUGGCUCUGCUGAUGGAGUGGGCCCGAUCUGUGUGUGACUUCUACAACCUGAAGGUGGAGAACUUCACCGUGACAUUUUCCGAUGGCCGUGUUCUCUGCUACUUGAUUCACCACUACCAGCCCGGUCUCAUCCCAGAGAAGUCUGUGCAUCAUAUCACCACCCAGACUGUGGAAUGCUCGUCUCGGGGUCGCCUGGAGCUCGACUGCUCAGCCACAGAUUCGGACAACUCUUUUGACAACUCUUCGACGGGCCAAAACGGACCACAGUCCCCGUCUGUUGAGUUUAAAGAGCUACUGGAAAAUGAGAAGAGCAACUUCAGACUGGUUAAUAAUGCAGUGGCUUUCCUGGGUGGAGUGCCCGCCAUGAUCAACCCAGCUGACAUGUCCAACACCAUCCCCAAUGAGAAGGUUGUGAUGUCUUACCUGUCUUUCCUGUGCGCUCGUCUCCUGGACCUGCGUAAUGAAACCAGAGCAGCUCGCAUCAUACAAGGUGCCUGGAGGAAAUACAGACUAAAGAAGGACCUGCAGUUGUACAAGGUCAGAAAUGUGGCUGCUGGGAAAAUCCAGGUAGCCUUGAGGCAUUUUCUUGCGCGGCGCUGGGCCGAGAAGCAAUGUGCAGCUUCCUUAAUCAUCCAAUCCGCUUGGAGAGGAUAUGUCACUCGCAAAUCACUGAGGACCGAAAAAGAUGCAGCGCUCUGGAUCAAACACCAUCAAGCAGCAACAAUCAUCCAGGCGCAGUGGAGAAUGUUUUCCGCCAUGAAGUCUUACCACCAGCUCCGAUACUACACGAUUGUGCUCCAAGCACGAUGGCGAAUGAGGAAGGCCGCCACAGCAUUUGGAAGAAUCUACUGGGCAACAGUUGUCGUACAAAGACAUUUAAGAGCUUGGAUUCUUGCAAGAAAACAGAGGGGACAGUAUCUCUUGCUCCAAUCUGCAGCGGUAAAAAUACAGAGAGGCUACAGACAGUGGAAAAUCCUGAAAACUCAAAAGGAAAACCAUGCAGCCAAAGUAGUGCAAACUAUAUUCCGGAAAUGGUACGCAGAGAAAAUGCCCAACAGAGCAUCUGCAGCGGUUAAGAUUCAAUCUUGGUAUCGAAUGAGGAGGUGUUUGUAUCAGUACAAAAAGUUCCAAAGAAGCAGCUUGCUCAUUCAAGCCUACUACAGAGCUCAUGUACAAAGGCGGAACUUUCACAAACUGAAGCAACAGCACAACUCGGCCAUUGUCAUCCAGAGUGUCUUCAGAGGGUACGCUGUCAGGAAACGGGUGAAUAGGAAUAGAACAGCAUUCCUCCAGAAGAGAGUAGCCUGUGUUAUACUACAAGCUGGAUUUCGAGGCAUGAAAAUUAGGACAGAACUGAAGAAAAAGCAUAAAGCUGCAACCGUCAUUCAGUCUGCAGUUAGGAUGUUUUUAUGUAGGAAACGGUACAUUCUCCUUCAAAGCGCUGCGAUUGUAAUCCAGUGUCGUUAUAAAGCACUGCUCCAGUGCAGAGCUCAGCAACAUGUGUACAGAGAGCAAAAGAAAGCUGCUAUAACAAUCCAAGCAGGGUACAGAGCAUGGAGAGAAAAAGAAGAAAUUAACAAGAGGCACCAUGCUGCCAGAGUAAUCCAGGCUAAAUUCAAAAUGUACGAAGUGCGGAUGGCUUACCUUGCUACUAAGUGUGCUGCAGUCAUUAUUCAAGAACGGUUCAGGGCCAAAAUCCUCAUGAAUCAACAGCUGAAAAUGUACAGAGAUAUGAAAUCUGCUGCUGUUAUUAUCCAAGCAGCAUAUCGCGGCCACCAGGCCAGGAUGGAGGUUAUGAAAAUGCACUGUGCUGCAAUGGUCAUUCAGAGAAUGUUUCUCACUUUUCAGGAACGGAACAAAUUCCUCGCUAUCAGGACAGCAGUUUUGGUGUUCCAGCAGCGUUACAGGGCAGUGACUCUGAUGAAAAAAGCCCGGACAGAUUAUCUGUCAAAGCGCAUGGCAGCCAUUUGUUUGCAGUCUGCCUUUAGAGGAUACACAGUCCGAAAGCAAUUGAUCAUCAAGCAUAAAGCCGCUGUUACAAUUCAAUCCAACUUUAGGAAAUGUCAACAAAAACACUUCUACAGGAGAUUACAAUGGGCUGUCAGUGUUUUGCAGGGACGUUACAGAGCCAACAAGAAAAUGAGACAUGAGAGAUUGACUUUUCGUGCCAAGAGACAUGCUGCCAUCAUUUUACAAUCUGCCUUCCGGGGAAUGAAAUCCAGACGGAUCGUCAAACAAAAACACCAGGCAGCUGCCACUAUACAGAGAGUUUUCAGAGCCCACUAUGAACACAAGAAGUACCUUGCUUUGAAAUCCUCAGUGCUUGCUAUGCAGCGCAGAUAUCGUGCGACCUUGACAGCCAAAUCACAAAUGCGACUUUAUCAAAACAUACGCAAGUCUGCGGUCAUCAUUCAGGCAGCAUACAGAGGGAUGCGGGCCAGAAAGAAUGUUGUUCUUUGGCAUCAAGCUGCCACGGUGAUACAGUCUGUUUUUAGGCGACACAAAGCGGAAGUUAAAUUCCAGGCCAUGCGUCUAUCAGCAAUCAUCAUCCAGAAAUACUACCGAGCUUACGUCCGCCACAAACAAGAAAGGGAAUUAUUCGUCAAAGUCAGAUCAUCAGCCAUUGUUCUGCAGGCAGCAUUUAGAGGUUAUUCUGCAAGAAGAGAAAUUGCCAAGAUGCAAAGAGCGGCUACUGUCCUCCAAGCAACUUUCAGAAAGCAUAAGCAGCAAUCGACUUUUAGGAAGCAAUGCUGGGCUGCCUGCGUACUGCAGCAGAGAUUCAGAGCUCUUAAACAGAGAAACGUUGAAGUUAGAAAAUAUAAUGAAAUCAGAAAAUCUGUCGUUUGUCUACAAGCUGCCUUCCGGGGAAUGAAAUCAAGGCAAUCCGUCAAACAAAUGCAUCAGGCUGCUACCACGAUCCAGAAGGCUUUCAGAGCCUGUUGUGAACACAAGAAGUAUCUUGCCUUAAAAACAUCAGUGCUCGCCAUACAGUGCAGAUAUCGUGCCACUGUAGCAGCCAAAUCACAAAUGCAACAUUACCAAAACAUGAAAGAAGCAGUUGUGCUUAUUCAGGCAGCAUACAGAGGGAUGCGGGUCAGGAAUUGUGUUGCUCGGUGGCAUCAGGCUGCCAUUGUGAUCCAGUCUGCUUUUAGACGACACAGGGAAGAAAUCAAAUUCCAGGCCAUGCGUCUCUCAGCUGUUAUCGUCCAGAGAUACUUCCGGGCUUAUAUCCUUCAGAAACAAGAUCGUAGACGCUACUUCAAAGUCAGAUCCUCCGCUAUUGUUCUUCAGGCAGCAUUCAGAGGUUAUUCAGUGAGGAGAAGAAUUGCUCUAAUGCACAAAGCCGCUACUGUCCUACAAGCAAAUUUCAAGAGGCAUAGGCAGCAAAUGACUUUGAGGAAGCAACGUUGGGCUGUCUCUGUCUUACAGCAGAGAUUUAGAGCUCUUAAACAGAAAAAUGUUGAGGUAAAGCAUUAUCAAGAAGUAAAGAAAGCUGUGAUUUCUCUGCAAGCUGCCUUCCGGGGAAUGAAGUUAAGACAAUCCAUCAGACAAAUGCAUCAGGCUGCCACCACUAUCCAGAAGGCUUUCAGAGCCCAUUGUGAAUACAAAAAGUAUCUCGCCUUAAAAACAUCAGUGCUUUGCAUACAGCGCAGAUAUCGUGCCACUGUAGCAGCCAAAGCACAAAUGCAAAAUUACCAAAACAAGAAAAAAGCUGUUGUGAUUAUUCAGGCAGUAUACAGAGGGAUGCGAGUCAGGAAUUGUGUUGCUCAGUGGCAUCAGGCUGCCAUUGUGAUCCAGUCUGCUUUUAGACGACACAGGGAAGAAAUCAAAUUCCAGGCCAUGCGUCUCUCAGCUGUUAUCGUCCAGAGAUACUUCCGAGCUUAUAUCCUUCAGAAACAAGACCGUAGACACUACUUCAAAGUCAGAUCCUCAGCUAUUGUUCUUCAGGCAGCAUUUAGAGGUUAUUCAGUGAGGAGAAGAAUUGCCCUAAUGCACAGAGCCGCUACUAUCUUACAAGCAAACUUCAAGAGGCAUAAGCAGCAAGUGACUUUCAGGAAGCAACGUUGGGCUGCCUCUGUCUUACAGCAGAGAUUUAGAGCUCUUAAACAGAAAAAUGUUGAGGUAAAGCAUUACCAAGAAGUAAAGAAAGCUGUGAUUUCUCUGCAAGCUGCCUUCCGGGGAAUGAAGUUAAGACAAUACAUCAGACAAAUGCAUCAGGCUGCCACCACUGUCCAGAAGGCUUUCAGAGCCCAUUGUGAACACAAGAAGUAUCUUGCCUUAAAAACAUCAGUGCUCGCCAUACAGCGCAGAUAUCGUGCCACUGUAGCAGCCAAAGCACAAAUGCAAAAUUACCAAAACAAGAAAAAAGCUGUUGUGAUUAUUCAGGCAGCAUACAGAGGGAUGCGAGUCAGGAAUUGUGUUGCUCGGUGGCAUCAGGCUGCUAUUGUGAUCCAGUCUGCUUUUAGACGACACAGGGAAGAAAUCAAAUUCCAGGCCAUGCGUCUCUCAGCUGUUAUUGUCCAGAGAUACUUCCGAGCUUAUAUCCUUCAGAAACAAGACCGUAGACACUACUUCAAAGUCAGAUCCUCAGCUAUUGUUCUUCAGGCAGCAUUCAGAGGUUAUUCAGUGAGAAGAAGAAUUGCCCUAAUGCACAGAGCCGCUACUAUCUUACAAGCAAACUUCAAGGGGCAUAAGCAGCAAAUUACUUUCAGGAAGCAACGUUGUGCUGUCAAUGUCUUACAGCGGAGAUUUAGAGCUCUUAAACAGAAAAACAUUGAGGUGAAGCAUUAUCAAGAAGUCAAAAAAGCUGUGAUUUCUCUGCAAGCUGCCUUCCGGGGAAUGAAAUCAAGACAGUCCAUCAAACUGAUGGAUCAGGCUGCCACCACUAUCCAGACAGCUUUUAGAGCUCAUCGUGAAAAGGAAAAAUAUCUGAAAAUAAAAUCCUCUGUACUAACAAUUCAGCGACAAUUUCAAGCCACUGUAGCAGCCAAAACUCAAAGGAAAAGAUUCUUGGACGCACGCCGCUCAGCUAUUGUCUUUCAGGCAACAUACAGAGGCCAGCAAGCUCGGAAGCAUCUUGCUCAUUUGCACUUGGCUGCAACAAUAAUCCAGACCGCAUACAGGAAGCAUGUAGCGGUAGUCAAAUUCCAGGAAAUGCGUGCGUCUGCUGUAUUUAUCCAGAGAUUCUACCGGGCCUUCAAUGAUCAGAGGCAAGAAAGAAACAAUUUCCUGAAAAUCCUGCAAGCCACCAUUAUUAUUCAGGCUGCUUUCAAAGGCUACUGUGUGAGGAAGCACAUAAAUCGACAAAGCCAAGCUGCCUGUGUCAUCCAGUCGUAUUGGAGGUGCAUAAUCCAGAGGCGCGUCUUUUUGAAGAAAAGAGAAGCAGCUGUGAAAUUGCAACAGAAAAUUCGAGCAAUGCAGCUUGGAAAGCUGGACAGGAACAAGUAUGUCCGGAUAAGGCAGGCGGCAAUCACACUUCAGACCCAAUACAGAGCUUGGACUGCACGGAAGCUGAAACUUGAGGCUGCCAAUGUACAGAGAAGACUUUGUUUCGCUGGGGCUGUCUACCACCACCUCAGUGCCAUCAAAAUCCAAAGAGCUUUGCGAGCACACUGGGUCUUGGAGUCUGCUAAGAGACAGAUCCAUAUCGUCAUCGCCAUACAACGCUUGGUGCGAGUGAAACAGCAAAAAAGACGCUAUAUGGAAAACCGAAGGAAAGUAGUCACCGCCCAGAGAGCAGUCAGGCGUUGGUUAACUCGUCGCCACAAGGCUGCGUCUGUCAUCCAGGAUGCUACGCGCAGGUUUCUCCUUCUCAGGCGCCAGAAGAGAAGAGAACGGGGCAUUGUCAAAGCACAGGCUCUUUGGAGAGGACACUGCUCCCGCCGCUUGAAUGACAAUGCCAAAAUAAUAAAGUUGAGACAGAACUUGCGUAAAGUCUCAACUAGUGCCCGAGAAGAGGACAAAUUGUUCAACAAAACAUUCUCCGCCUUGGACUGUAUCCUUCGAUACAAACACUUCUCCCACAUCCUCAAGGCACUGGAAAACCUAGAGACCACGACCAGGUUGUCACCUGUGUGCUGUGAGCAGCUGGUAGACCGUGGCGCCACCAGUGUCAUCUUCACGCUCAUACGAAGCUGCAACAGGAGCGUGUCCUGCAUGGAUGUCAUCACCUUCUCCAUCCAGAUCCUCCUCAACCUCGCUAAGCACCACAAAACCACUGAAGCGGUAUAUUUGGUGGACAACUCGGUGGACACACUGGUGGACCUGCUGCUGCGGUACAGAGGGAAAGCGGGAGAUAAAGUGCCGGACAAAGGUGGCAUAAUCUUUACCAAGGCCAGCUUCCUGUUGCUUCUGCUCCUGCAAGACAAAAAACAUGUUGGGGAGGUUAUGAAUAAUCCAAAGAUGUUGGAUCGGUUAAGAAGCAUUUAUCGCCUCACUGUCCACAAGCACAAGAUGGAUGCCGAAAGAAAUGUUACGAAACAGAAGAUGAACGCAUCGAUCAACGGAAGUUUCUAUGUCCAACAGACGCCCCCACGUAAAUCCCGCCCCGUGCCAAAGUUUGCACCAGACUGGGUUCUCAGGAAGGAUACGAUUAAAGACAUAGUGGAUCCUCUCAUGGCCAUCCAGAUGGUGGCUAACACGCUGUUCAUCUCCUUGUAAAAAAAAGCUUUUAAAUCCUUA
This is a messenger RNA of Entelurus aequoreus (snake pipefish), 10184 nucleotides long. It is a transcript of the gene aspm, whose product is annotated as assembly factor for spindle microtubules. The transcript has 26 exons. Gene Ontology annotation, molecular function: protein binding. The coding region runs from base 153 to 10163 and encodes 3336 amino acids. Lineage: Eukaryota; Metazoa; Chordata; Actinopteri; Syngnathiformes; Syngnathidae. The record is from RefSeq and is a predicted model, not a curated record.